UAGGAUGGUAUUCACUUUUUCUUAUCUAGUAGUCAAUAGUUGUAGUACCCUACCAGAACAAGUGGUAUCACUCAUAUGAAUGAACAUUUCAAGGAGAAGCUGAACGUUCACUGUAAAACAAACUGUAAAUAUUAACGCAGGUUCAUCAAUCUACUUUCCUUAUAACUGAAGAUUAAAGAUUUUGGAUAUUGGAUAUAGGUUAGAUUUAUGAGGCGCAAAGGUUGAUGGUGACGUUGUACUUUAAAAACGUGGGGAUCCAGUCAUCUAUUGUUUCUUUAUAAAUGGCUCGUGAAUGGGGUAUUGUUUCGACAGCUCUCGAGGAAGGGAGACGUGAACUUGUGAUUUCUGGGAAGGAAAUUUCAGAAAUGGUCGAAACGGUGGGGCUUGACCAAAGGAUUUAUGAUCUAAAGAAGCUCAAUUUUCUGGAAAUUUCACAUACUUGUUUAGAAUUUCUGUCCGAUGAUAUAUCGAAGCUUUCAAAUCUUGCGCAACUAUGCCUUACAUCAAACAUGCUAAAAGCUGUCCCAUCUAGUCUUGGAUCUCUCCAUUGUUUACGAUCUUUGGACUUAUCCUUUAACAACAUUUCAAUGAUCCCUGACAUUUUCAACCAUUUACCUAAUCUAUCUAGUCUUAUUUUAUCUGGCAAUAAAAUACAAAAUAUACCAUCUGUUCAAGGGUUAAAAUCACUACAUGAAUUCUCAGCUUCUAAGAAUCAAUUGACUUUACUUCCCGAAGGAAUCGAGUUGCUAACUAAUCUGGCAGUCUUGGAUGUUUCAUAUAAUAACAUUUCUAAUUUACCGAAGGAUUUGUUUAAUUUAUCAAGUCUCAAGAGUGCGAACUUUUCAGAAAACUCUUUAACUGAUUUUCCGGCCAAUAUUCAUCGUUGUCGCAAACUAAAUGUUUUAAAGAUUCAUGGAAACCCUUUUAAAGAUAAUCGGUUGAAAAGGCUUUCUGUCGAUGAACAUUCACCAACUGCGCUUUUAGCUUAUCUUCGUCGUUUGGACGAAACAGGGAGCAAAAAAGGAAAGAAAGUUAAUGACAAAAAUUCGUCACUGAAAAUUUCAACCGAACCUGAAGAAAUGAAUAAUUCCACCACUCGACUACCGGAAGUUACGAGAAUUUCAAUACCGCAUAUUGUCAUUCAGCGCCCAAGUGACGAUGAAGAAUAUCAAAUUAAUCAGACUCACUCAGUGAAAACUGGCCCACGUCCUUACAUCGUUGCCUGUACGGUUCAUGGUGUAGAAUUUCCUUCUGAAACUAAACUGAAAGCUUUUCUUCGAGCUCAAGAAAAUUGGCAUCGUGAUAUUGGCCAAAUGCGUCAUCAUGCAACUUUAGCUACUCAUGAUUUACAACUAAUCCGUUUUCCGCUUGUUUACACUUUAAAGGAAGCAAAAUCAUUUCUAAUUCAUCCGUUAAAUAGAUCUGUUAAUGGUACUGGUGAAACAUUUUUAAGACAAUUAGUUCAAGAAGCACAGUUAGAUAGAAAAUCUCGUAAACAAACAAAAUUUAGUCAAGUUUAUCGUUAUUUGAAUGUAUUGGAUAUUGAAAGUGCAAUAGCUUCAAAUGUAUUCAGUGAUGUGUUGGUUCCUAUUGUUGUGGAUAGUACACCAGUGGUUAUCUCAGUCCCUCCACUUACCAAUAGUCAUCACACACGUUUAACUGUAGACACACAUAAUAUACUGAUUGAAGUUUCUGGAAUCAAUUUACCUUUAUGCAAACAAUUUGCUGAAGUAGUCAUCGCUUGGUUAUUAGAAAAUGCUUGUCCACAAUCAAAGGAAAAUAAAUCCAGUGACAAACCAAAUACCAGGGAAGUUAAUACAACAGAACAAUCACAACUUGUUGACGAAGUGGAUAAAAGGUUAACAAUGAAGUCGAUUGUCGUUCCACCUAACUCUCUUGUGGUACGCCCAAUCCGUGUUGUCGAUGUUGAUUUCGAUUACAAUCUAUGUGUCAUGUUUCCAUCACGAUCGGAUUUAACUGAUGCAAAGUUUAAUACCAUUCGUUAGAUAUAUUAUUUUUAUUACUCAUAUGUUAUCAGAAACGAAUUUAUAUCUAUACAGAUACUUAACAGAGUGGAAUAAUUAUUUUUAACUUUUAUUCAUUAUUGAUAAUGAGUUUUCUCGUUUAAAGAUCCCCAUCAUAUUAAGAGAUUAAUUAUAUUAGUCUUUUAAUAAGUUUUCUGUUUAUGACACGUUUCUUUUAUCACCAUUAACCGUCAUCUUCGUUAUUGUUACUGGAUCAUGUUUCUCAUUUAAAGGCAAUAAACAUGUUUUAAUGUAUGUGUGUUUGUGAUUUUGUAAGUUUGAUUCUUUAUUCUAUUUAUAACGUCUUUAUUAUGGUUAGGGAGACAUUAUAAUUACUUUUCUUCAUAUGGAAUUUGGGGAAUCGAAAAAAAUAAAAUAAACUAUUGGUUUAUCA
Schistosoma haematobium is the source of this 2418-nucleotide messenger RNA. RefSeq names its product Leucine-rich repeat-containing protein 47 (gene LRRC47). Gene Ontology annotation, molecular function: protein binding. The coding region runs from base 282 to 2006 and encodes 574 amino acids. The record is from RefSeq and is a predicted model, not a curated record. The transcript is spliced from 6 exons. Lineage: Eukaryota; Metazoa; Platyhelminthes; Trematoda; Strigeidida; Schistosomatidae.